Penicillium verrucosum is the source of this 510-nucleotide messenger RNA. RefSeq names its product Pyridoxal phosphate-dependent transferase major region subdomain 2. The record is from RefSeq and is a predicted model, not a curated record. Gene Ontology annotation, biological process: transsulfuration. Lineage: Eukaryota; Fungi; Ascomycota; Eurotiomycetes; Eurotiales; Aspergillaceae. The coding region runs from base 1 to 510 and encodes 169 amino acids. Gene Ontology annotation, molecular function: pyridoxal phosphate binding; transferase activity, transferring alkyl or aryl (other than methyl) groups. The transcript is spliced from 3 exons.
AUGGGCAUCGAGUGUCGGUUCAUCAAGUCCGAAGAUCCGCGGGCCUAUGCCGACGCCGUGGAUGUGCGCACAAAGUUCAUCUGGAUCGAAACCAUCAGCAACCCCGGCAAUGUGAUCCCAGACUUCAAGGGGUUGGCCAAGGUGGUGCAGGAGAGAGGACUGCCUUUAAUCUGUGACAAUACCUUUGGCUGUGCCGGAUAUUUCUGCCGGCCCAUCGACCAUGGAGUGGAUAUCGUGGUACACUCGGCCACCAAAUGGAUUAGCGGGCACGGCACGACUAUUGGGGGCAUCAUCGUCGACGGCGGCACCUUCGACUGGGGCCGGUACCGCAACCGAUUCCCUCAGUUCCACGCAAGCGACACGCGGCUGUGGAGAAGUUCGGCCGGCGGGCGUUCGCGAUGCGGUCAGCUGCUGAUCGGGCUUGAGUCGCUGGCCGUGCGAUGUCAGCGCCACGCAGAGAACACACAGAGGUUGGCCGACUGGCUUCGCAGCAACAGCCAGAAAGCCUAG